Molecule: messenger RNA, 1172 nt
Organism: Phlebotomus papatasi
Lineage: Eukaryota; Metazoa; Arthropoda; Insecta; Diptera; Psychodidae
Product: acanthoscurrin-2-like
Exons: 4
Coding region: 233-940 (235 amino acids)
Source: RefSeq, a predicted model, not a curated record
UUCGCACACAAUCUCAGAAUCCUGGCGUGAAUUUCAGAGCUAAUCCGAGCGAUUAGAGGCGCGUCUGGCUAUCCGUGUGGUAGUCGAGGCUGAACCUUGAAAAUUUUGGUAUAAAAGCAACUGGACACUUAGAAUUGGGCAUCAGUGGCCUUAGUCUAUUACCCAAGUGUUGUGAUUAGUUUUGUCUGGGAUCAGUGGGAUAUUCAGUUCUUGGAGUUCUUGCCAAAAAAUCAUGGACAGAACCCUGAUUCUGGUGACGAUCUUACUGAUCGUGGCCAGUUGCCUGGCAUUUCCUGGCGGAUACGGAGGAGGAGGAACCACCCUCGGACACGGAGCACCCCAUGGAGGAGGAGGAGGAGGAUUAACGGGAGGGUUUUCAGGAGGAUUCUCAAAUGCUCACAGUAGUGCCAGUGCCAGUGCUCACAGUAGCAGUGGAAGUUUUGGUGGCCACUUCGGUGAUGGUGGAGGUGGUGGUGGCCAUGGCGGUGGCGGCCAUGGUGGUGGUGGUCACGGCGGUGGUGGCCACGGCGGUGGUGGCCACGGUGGCGGAGGUCAUGGAGCAGGUGGACACGGAGGCGGAAGUCACGGCCACGGAGGAGGAGGACACGGUCAUGGUGGAGGAGGCGGCGGUGGCGGCGGAGGUGGUGGAGGCUUUGGUGGAGGUGGCGGAGCUCAUGGACAUGGUGGACAUGGAGGACACGGAGGACAUCACGGUGGCCACGGACAUGGAUCACACUCGGGAAGCUGGGAGAGUGGUAGUCACGAAUUUGGCGGUCAUCAUGAUGCCCAUGGACAUGGAGGUCAUGGCGGCGGCGGUUUUGGAGGUGGCCACGGAGGUGGAUUCGGUGGUGGCCACGGCGGAGGAUUUGGGGGAGGCGGAGGCGGAGGAUUUGGCGGUGGACAUGGAGGAGGAUAUGGAAAACCAGGAUAUGGAAAAUAGGGAUUUGUUCGCACCAUGUUUGUCACAUCCUCACCUGAAAUCUUGGAUUAAUUAUUCUUAUAUCCAUGCAGCACAAUGUAGAACCUCAAGAAUCCCACGAAAAAAAAAUUAUGUCGAUUUUAGUGUAAGAGAGACAAAGUCUCAAGUAGCAUUGUUACAAAUCUAAUCAGUAAAUUGUAAAAGAAAAGUGUAUGUGAAGAUUUAAUAAAAAAAAAUAGUAAAAUGAUGAAAA